CAUCUUUUGAGAAACCUAUAAAUUAGGAACUCUUUUGAUGAUUUUCAAUUCGAAGGUUUUCUUGCACACUUUGAUUUGUUUCUCUAGCCAGUAAAACUCUCAUUUCAGCCAUGAACGCUAUCAGUAUUAUCGUCUUUGCUGCUGCACUUAUCUACGCUGUCAGUGCCAUCAACUGCCCCAGGUGUACCAAUGAGAAUGACUGGACGUCAUGUACUGACACACAAACAUGUAACGGAAAUGAUGACACAUGCCAGCUGGUUGUUGAGAAUGACAGCACCAGACACAGAGUGAACUACCAUUGUACACACAGCCAGAACUGUCAACAACAUGAGACCCAACACUGUGACAUCACUGUACAUGGACACUGCACCUUCUGCUGCGACACCAUCGCUUCUUGCAGAAAUCAGAGAGAGGGACUCUUCGACUCUUUGGCUUAAGUUUUCCUCACAACAACUCACAUGACGUGAUAGUUUGGAAAGGCAAGCGAUCAUCAGAAAUAAUAUCACGGAGACAUUUAUUUCUGUUUAAUUAUGAUGGUGGAGAUGUAUUUGAAUAAUAUCACAUUUGUAAUAACAAUAAACGUUUUAUACGCAACGAAA
Biomphalaria glabrata is the source of this 599-nucleotide messenger RNA. RefSeq lists its product as uncharacterized. The transcript has 5 exons. Bases 111 to 437 code for a protein of 108 amino acids. Lineage: Eukaryota; Metazoa; Mollusca; Gastropoda; Planorbidae. The record is from RefSeq and is a predicted model, not a curated record.